Messenger RNA from Brugia malayi, 204 nucleotides. RefSeq lists its product as uncharacterized. Lineage: Eukaryota; Metazoa; Nematoda; Chromadorea; Rhabditida; Onchocercidae. The transcript is spliced from 2 exons. The record is from RefSeq and is a predicted model, not a curated record. The coding region runs from base 1 to 204 and encodes 67 amino acids.
AUGUUUACAUUCCCGCGUGCUUGCAUCUCCUUCGCAUUCACUCGUCAUAGGAAAAAAAAAAGGAUGAUGUAUCUGGUUUCUGCUGUGAAGUUUCCCAACAGAUCUGGUAAGCAGUUACCCUUUUCAUUAUCGAUUCAAAGUAAUCAUAUGGCUCAUUCAAAACAUCCUUCACCUCAGUCUAUCACACCUUUGGCAUUCAUCUGA